Molecule: messenger RNA, 1627 nt
Organism: Drosophila simulans
Lineage: Eukaryota; Metazoa; Arthropoda; Insecta; Diptera; Drosophilidae
Exons: 4
Coding region: 98-1567 (489 amino acids)
Cellular component (GO): extracellular matrix
Source: RefSeq, a predicted model, not a curated record
UGAUUUACUAUAAAAGUUGUCGAUCGGACACAGAAAAGUAUCAUUCGCAGAUCCAGUUCACUUCUGUAAAGAACUACCAAUCAGCACUCCCAGCAACAUGGCCUUCAAGUUCGUCUUCGCCCUCGCCUUCGUCGCCGUGGCCAGCGCCGGUUAUGCCCCCAUCGCCGCCCCACAGGUGUACCAUGCCACCCCAGCGGUGGCCACUUACGCCCACUCCCCCGUGGCCGUCGCCCAGAAAGUCGUGGUCAAGGCCGCUGAGGAGUACGACCCCCAUCCCCAGUACCGCUUCUCCUACGGAGUCGAUGACAAGCUGACCGGUGACAACAAGGGACAGGUGGAGGAGCGCGAUGGAGAUGUGGUCCGCGGCGAGUACUCCCUGAUCGACGCCGACGGCUACAAGAGGACCGUCCAGUACACCGCCGACCCCAUCAACGGAUUCAACGCCGUCGUGAACCGUGAGCCCCUGGUCAAGGCCAUCGCCGUUGCCCCAGUUGUGAAGACCGUCGCCGCUCCCGUUGCCCACUACGCCGCCCCUGCUGUCGCCCACUACGCUGCUCCCGCUGUGGUCAAGACCGUGGCUCCAGUUGCUCACUACGCUGCUCCCGCUGUGGUCAAGACCGUGGCUCCAGUUGCCCACUACGCUGCUCCCGCCGUGGUCAAGACUGUUGCCCCAGUGGCUCACUAUGCUGCCCCCGCUGCGUAUGCCACCUAUGCUGCUCCCACCCACUACGCUGCUCCCACCCACUAUGCCGCCCCCGCUGCCACCUACACCUCGUACUCGGCUCCCGCCGUCGCCUACCACCAAAUGCAUCGGCGGUUCAAUUAUUAUUCAAAGCACGCACUCCACAGAAGGAGGACACAGUCUCGCUUCUUUCGCUCUGCAAUUUGCCAACCAACCUCAAACACUCGCCAAAUGGCUUUCAAGCUCGUUGCUCUGGUUUCCUGCUGCCUGGCAGCCGUGUCCGCUGGACUUAUCCCUGUGGAGCAGCACGAGCAGCAUCCCCAGCUGUACCAGGCCCACCAGCCCCAGCAUGUGAUCUACCAAAAGCAGCACGAGAUCCACCCCCACGGCCACGAGGUCUAUCCCGAUGACCCUCAUCCCAAGUACAACUUCGCCUACGAUGUGCAGGAUGCGCUCUCCGGGGACUCGAAGAGCCAGGUGGAGUCCAGGGAUGGGGAUGUGGUGCAGGGAGAGUACUCCCUGGAUGAUGCCGAUGGCUUCCGUCGCACUGUAAAGUACACCGCCGAUUCCGUCAAUGGAUUUAAUGCCGUUGUCCACCGCGAGCCCCUGGCCCAUGUGCACCACAAGGUGGUGGCUGCUGCUCCUGUUCAGUACCACCACGCCCCUGCCGCACCAGCUGCCGUCAUCAAGAGCUAUGCCUCCCCCUCCCAGGCCUAUGUCGCUCCCACCUACGCAGCCCCUGCCUACACCGCCCCCGCCUACACCACCCACCAGGCUGAGCAGCCACAGGAGCAGGAGCACCAGCAGCACCACUACGCCAGCUACGAGUCACCCGCCCACUCCCAGGCCGCCCACGAAGGUCAUGAGUACUACCACCACCAGUAAGGGGUUUCCAGCCACAGAUCACCUGACAAGCGAAAGUAUUAUUAUCGUGCAUCCCAUUAU